Morus notabilis is the source of this 1961-nucleotide messenger RNA. RefSeq names its product pentatricopeptide repeat-containing protein At3g24000, mitochondrial. Gene Ontology annotation, molecular function: RNA binding; protein binding; zinc ion binding. NCBI's taxonomy places the organism in Eukaryota, Viridiplantae, Streptophyta, Magnoliopsida, Rosales, Moraceae. Bases 1 to 1950 code for a protein of 649 amino acids. The record is from RefSeq and is a predicted model, not a curated record. Gene Ontology annotation, biological process: RNA modification. The transcript is spliced from 2 exons.
AUGAAGAAGCAUAUCUUGUGUAGAAAAUAUUUUUCGUAUGAUGGCUUCACCAGCUCAAAAAAUCGCGGUGGUGGAAUUGUAUGUGUUCGGUUUAGCUUUGGUACGUUCGUGGGUUCGAAGAUUCCUAAAGAUUCUGAGAUUUCGGAUGCCGAAGAUUUGGAGGUUUCUUGCGUAAUUAAAGACAAGAACUUUCUACAUAAGAGCCACGAAAAUUCCGGAGCUGGGCCACCUCUUUACAAUAGGUUGCUGAAGAGAUGUACUGAAAUGCGAAAGCUGAGAGAAGGAAAAAUGGUCCAUGCCCAUUUUUUGAAUUCCCAAUUCAGAGAUGACCCUGUUAUUGGGAACACUAUACUAAACAUGUAUGCGAAAUGUGGCAGUCUUGCGGAUGCUCGUAAGUUGUUCGAUGAAAUGCCUCUGAAGGAUAUUGUGACUUGGACUGCCUUGAUCAGUGGCUAUUCUCAGCAUGAUCAAGCUGAGGAAGCGCUUGCUUUGUUUCCGCUGAUGCUACGGCGUGGAUUGGAGCCGAACCAGUUCACUCUCUCCAGCUUGUUGAAGGCUUCUGGAGAUGGAACGACCAAUAAGCGCGGUAGACAACUUCACGCUUAUUGUUUGAAGUGUGGUUAUGAUUCUGAUGUUUAUGUGGGAAGUUCUCUUGUUGACAUGUAUGCCAGGUAUGGGCAUUUAGUUGAAGCUCGGUUGAUCUUUGAUGGUCUGGUGACCAAGAAUGAGGUGUCUUGGAAUGCUUUGAUUGCUGGGCAUUCCAGGAAAGGUGAAACAGAGAACGCCCUUAGGUUGUUCUCAAUGAUGCAUAGGGAAGAUUUUAAGCCUACUGAUUUUACGUAUUCGAGUUUGUGCACUGCUUGUGCAAGUACGGGAUCUCUAGAGCAGGGCAAGUGGGUUCAUGCACAUGUGAUCAAGUCUGGUGGUAGACUUGUUGCUUUUGUUGGAAACACGCUUCUUGACAUGUAUGCAAAAUCCGGUAGCAUCGAGGAUGCCAAAAAAGUUUUUGAUAGGUUGGUCAAGCGAGACGUAGUUUCUUGGAACUCGAUGCUUAGGGGUUAUGCCCAACAUGGACUCGGAAGGAAAACAGUGCAGCAUUUUGAAGAAAUGAUGACGAGUGGAAUUGAACCGAUUAGCGUAACCUUCCUUUCUGUUCUGACCGCUUGUAGCCAUGCUGGACUUUUGGAUGAAGGACGACACUAUUUUGAAUUGAUGAAGAAGUACAAGGUAGAGCCAGAUGUUUUACAUUACGUGACAAUGGUCGAUCUUCUUGGUCGUGCAGGUCUACUUGAUCAAGCUGAGAGGUACAUAAGAGAGAUGCCUAUUGAACCCAGUGCAGCUGUAUGGGGAGCCUUGCUUGGUGCUUGCAGGAUGCACAAGAAUAUGGAGUUGGGAGCAUAUGCUGCUGAACGUGUUUUUGAGCUAGACCCUCAAGAUUCGGGCCCCCAUAUAUUGCUCUAUAAUAUGUAUGCCUCCGCUGGUAGAUGGCAAGAAGCUGCAAAAGUGAGAAAGAUGAUGAAAGAGAGUGGAGUUAAAAAGGAACCCGCUUGUAGUUGGGUGGAAAUCGAGAAUGCGGUCCACAUGUUUAUUGCAAAUGAUGAUGCUCAUCCACAGUGGCAAGAGAUCCGCGAGAUGUGGGAGAAGAUAAGCGGAAAGAUUAGAGAGAUUGGAUAUGUCCCGGAUACAAGUCAUGUGCUUUUGUUUGUGGACCAGCAGGAAAGGGAAGUAAAGUUGCAGUAUCAUAGCGAGAAACUUGCUCUGGCAUUUGCUCUCCUAAACACCCCUUUAGGAUCCACCAUACGGAUCAAGAAGAACAUAAGGGUUUGUGGGGAUUGUCACUCUGCAAUCAAGUAUGUCUCAAAGGUGGUAGGCAGAGAAAUCAUAGUGAGAGAUACCAAUCGUUUUCAUCACUUCCACAACGGCUCUUGUUCAUGUGGAGACUAUUGGUAGUGAUGAUUUUU